Molecule: messenger RNA, 828 nt
Organism: Kickxella alabastrina
Lineage: Eukaryota; Fungi; Kickxellomycota; Kickxellomycetes; Kickxellales; Kickxellaceae
Product: mitochondrial carrier domain-containing protein
Exons: 1
Biological process (GO): transmembrane transport
Source: RefSeq, a predicted model, not a curated record
CUGCCGCCUCUCGGGCACGCACUUUCCGGCGCCGGCAGUUCCGCACUCGCCCUCUUCCUCAUCUAUCCCCUAGACACGCUCAAAACGCGACUCCAAACACACCCAACGCACAGAACCACCCACCAAACACUCCAGCACAUUCUCUCCACACAAGGCAUCCAAGGGCUCUACUCCGGUCUCUCUACGAAUUUGCUCAACCAAUUGCUCAACGGAUUCGUGUAUUUUUACGCCUACAGUGCCGUGCGCAAACUCGCGCUGAAAUCCUCAGCCCAAGCGGGAGGGUUAUCGACUGCAGUGGAGCUUAGUGUGGGUGCGGUGGCGGGGAUGAUCAACCAGGUGUUGACUUUGCCCUUGGGGGUGGUGGCGACGAGGCAGCAGGCUGGUAGUGCUGAGUGGUGGCAGGUAGUGAAGGACAUUAUUGAUGAGGAAGGCGUUUCGGGCUUAUGGGCGGGGUUUAAACCAGCGAUGCUUUUGUGCGCGAAUCCGGCGAUCACCUAUGGGGUGUUUGAGAAGACAAAGGAGGCGCUGGUGCGGCGGAGGCAGAGCGGCAGGGUGGGCGGGAUGUCCGCCAUGGAGGCGUUUUGGGUCGGGGCGCUGGCCAAAACCCUGGCGACCAUCCUCACAUACCCAUAUAUCAUGGCCAAAGUUAGAUUGCAGUGGCGGCCAAGCAAGGAGGAGAGGGAGGCGGGAGCCAGGCCGUAUCUAAGCGCCGGCGAUGUGCUCCGCCAGGUGCUGAGAAAGGAGGGCGUUUGGGGGUGGUUCCGUGGGAUGCAGACGCAGAUCAUCAAGGCGGUUAUCACACAGGCACUGAUGCUUAUGAUUAAAGAG